AUGUCCGAUCAUCCCCCUCCAACACCGAACUUAAACAACUCGUGCAUCUACUCAACUAAUGCACCGAUCCACUCUCAAAAUCUCAAUAACUCCCAAAACCCUCCAGCAACUCCCAUCAACUUAAACUCGAGCGACGUCGUAUGGGUCUGCGCAAACACCAACACUACUAAUCCAGCCACCCCUCUGCAGCUUAUAUCCUAUCCUCACCCCUCUUCCUAUAUCUCCUCACCUUCUCCAGUCAUCUUGGCUUAUCCCGGAUCUCAGUCUCUUCAGCAAGCCAUACCACCUGCUCCUUCGGUACCGAACUUGACAUCUACUGUAUCAUCGACCCCUGCUGUGAUGGGGCCAACUUCCGAUAAGCCCAAGAGAAAACCGCGUGGAUCUGGCACUCGCACUUCGAAGAAGAAUAGUAAGAAUUCUUCUUCGGCUUCAGCUUCAACUACUCAAGCAUCAGUUCAAGGGAUUUCAACCGCACCAUCAUCAGUUCAAGACACCUCAGGUGCGAUAUCAUCAGUCGAAGGUUUGACCGCUGAACCACCUGUACAAAACACUUCAAUCGAGCAGUCACCGGUUGAAGACAAUUCCACCUCUCAAAACCCAGUUCAAGACGAUUCAACCACUCAAAAACAAAUCUCGUGGGUGAAAGAUACAAAUGAAGAUGGCAAAUCAAUGCUCGAUUUGAUAGUCGAGUGGUUAUGUUUCACGUGGGGUGAUCAAGAUUCUCCCAAUGACUCGGAGUGGAUGUGCAUGGAGAGCUACGAUACCGAAGCAACUAAUUACUCACGAUAUCGCAUGGGUAUUCCAAAAAAGAAAGAAUGUGCAGAAAGGUGUGGUAAGUUCCUCUCGGCAAAGGGUUUCAGUGGAUUCGCCUGGGCUGGUGUUAAACAGCAGAUUGAUAUCUUGGAGCGUAAAUUCCAUGGGGCCGAUGACUGGCGUACAGGAACCGGUGGUGGAGUGAUGAUGAUUGAGAAUACCGAGGCCGAAAUUGUCGCACUACGUGAAACUGACCAAUGGUCUCCCGAGUUGGAGGAAGAAAUGAGGGAGUCGACUGCUAAAACAACCAAAGACAUUUUACUUAGUAAAUGUUCUUACUACGAUGUCCUCCUUCCAAUCAUGAGCAAUCGUCCUAGCAAUGAACCUAUGAACGCAGCUGAAACCGGUAUGAUCAACUCGAACGCUUCAACACAACUGUCGGCCGGCCCUGUCGAAGAAACCUUAUCGACUCAAUACUCUGGGUGGGAUCAAACUCAAUCAAUUGAUAUCAGCAAUGACGAAUUACGCCGAGUUCUUGAGGACGACAACCUCCUCAAUAACAAUGAAGUGGCCCUCCGAGAACCCUCUAGCUCAACACCCCUUCAACGCACUGAUAGCUCUCCAUCUGUCACUCGAUCGAAAUCAAACUCACGAGCCGCUUUUAGUCCAGCCAACAACUUAUCCAAGAACGAUUUUUCAAGACGCAAUUUAGGAGGCUCGGGGAUACUCAAAUCAUUUCAAUCAUCAUUACCUACUCAAGCCGAUUUCAAACAGAUGAAUGAAAACAAUAAGGCAGCCAAUGAAAAUCAAAAACUCAUGAUGGAGCAAGUAGCUGGAGCGACCCAUGGGAUGGCCAGUUUGAUUGAAUCACGCUUUGGAAAUUCAAACUUAAACAACAAACGACCAAUUGAAGAAGAAGAUUUGACACCUGAGGCGAUAGAAAGAAGACAAGCUAAGAAGAAGAAACAAGACGAGCUUGAGAUUUUGAAAUUGGAUCGUGAAUUAGCUCAGGAGCGUAGAGCGUUGGAAGAUCACACGCAAGGGUCAGGCCUUUCGAAGCUUGAAUUAGCUCGCGAAAAAAUCUCGAUGAUUGCCAAACUUUUGGCAUCAACCAUUCCAUUUAACGAGGCUGAACGGAUGGCUCAGGCUGCGCUUGACGAUUUGAAAUAA
Messenger RNA from Melampsora larici-populina 98AG31, 1923 nucleotides. RefSeq lists its product as uncharacterized. The transcript has 3 exons. NCBI's taxonomy places the organism in Eukaryota, Fungi, Basidiomycota, Pucciniomycetes, Pucciniales, Melampsoraceae. Bases 1 to 1923 code for a protein of 640 amino acids. The record is from RefSeq and is a predicted model, not a curated record.